GUCGCGAGCAGCACGUAGUCAGAUUUAACUCUCAAGCUCUGAAGAAACGUUUUAGUUUUGUUGGAUUUUCUUGUUUUCAUUUUGUGGACAAUUAACCGGUGUCCUAGUUGAGAAUGGAUGAUAUCCAAGUAGUUGAGUCUAAGCCUCUCAUCGCAGACAGGGAUUUGCAAGGGCUAAAAGAGGCUGUCCAGCAGUUGGUGAUUAAGGAACAUGAUGUGGAGACUCCAUAUGGCAGAGUCCACUGUACCAUGAAAGGGGUUCCUAAGGGUGACCGGCCCGUCAUCCUCACCUACCACGAUAUUGGAUUGAACCAUAAAAGCUGCUUUGACACCUUGUUCAGCCAUGAGGAUAUGCAAGAGAUCAUGCAGCACUUUGCUGUGUGUCAUGUAGAUGCACCAGGGCAGCAAGAGGGAGCAAACACCUUCUCCACUGGAUAUGAGUACCCUUCCAUGGACCAACUGUCUGAGACUCUUCCAUCAAUCCUUAAACAUUUUGGGUGAGUUGAUUGCUUAAUUAUUUAAGUUUUAGGUAGAUUU
Molecule: messenger RNA, 536 nt
Organism: Sinocyclocheilus grahami
Lineage: Eukaryota; Metazoa; Chordata; Actinopteri; Cypriniformes; Cyprinidae
Product: protein NDRG3-like
Exons: 6
Coding region: 114-500 (128 amino acids)
Source: RefSeq, a predicted model, not a curated record